CGACCGGACAGCAUCUACCUAUUGCGCUGCUUGCGACAAUUUGCUUCAAGAUACCAUUUUCUCAUCAUUUGCUGUGUCAAGACCAAUUCGCUGCACAACCCCCCUCUUGCUCGGAGCAAGGCCUUUUCCACUGCCCCCUUUUCAAACUCGCUCUUCUUUUCGCGUUUCCGGUCUCGGUUGGCCGGUGCUGGCGUCUCUGCUUUGCUCUACUUGCGUGUUUGCCUUUUUGUCUUGAGCGCCGUGUAGGACCGGACAAGGGCCGCCCAAGCCAAAGCAGCAGCCGCGAGCUUGCUUUUUUUUGUUCUAAAAUUAAUUCCCUUUUUUCCUUGUACUAUUGAAAUCCUUACCUACCUUUUUUUUUCCCGCUCGGAUUUUUGCCACCAUUUUUCCAAUUCACUGUUUCUCCGUAUAGAUUGGUUUUUUUUUAAUUCUUGGAGGAGAAGAAAAUUAGGACACAUUUUCAAUAUGUUGGUCGAGAGGAAAGUCAAGGUCGUUACGGACCAACACGUCAUCGACAAGCCUUCGCCCGUGGAGGAGUUUCCGAUGCGGCAAUGGAGCUUGCGGCUCUUUCUGCUAGAUGAGGAUGGCAAUGAGCGGCCUGGCGACGUCUUCACCAAGGUUGUCUACAACCUGCACCCUACAUUCGAGAAUCCCACCCAGACCUUCACCAAGCCCCCCUUCAUCUGCUCCAACGAGGGUUGGGGUGAGUUUGAGAUUGGCAUCGAUCUCUACACCACCGAAAAGACCAAGCUGGCUCCCAUCAUCCACGACCUCAACUUCCAGCAGGAAAAGUACGAGGUGACGCACACGGUUGUGUUUAAAAACCCUUCCCAGGCACUCCAAGAGCGGCUUCGCGAGACCGGCCCUCUGCCCUCUGACGAAGACAGACCCAAGAAGAAAGGCCUCGUGAGCAAGAAGGGAGCCCAAAAGUAUGAUUACGAAAAGAUCGCCGAGGCUCUGGAGAAGCUUGAGGAAGAGGAUCUUCUGCGCGUCAUCCAGUUGAUUAAUGAGAACAAGGGACCAGAGACCUAUAUCCGGAGUGAUGUUGAAGCUGGCGAAUUUUCCAUCGAUCUAUAUACCAUGCCGGAUGCGUUGACGACGAAGCUCUGGGAGCACCUGACUAAAAAGGGUCUUGUUGCCUAAGGAAACUGUGUGUUGCGCCUCCAAGUUGCAGCAGCCCGCGCUAUUGGGAUAGACGACCCGAAUACGAGCUAUAACCACUUGGAGGCAAUGGUCGAUUGAGUUUGAGAGGGAGAGAGAGCUACACAUUGUCCUUUUUUGGUCCUUUUAAUUUUUUUUUUUUUUCACUUAUCACGGCAAGGAGCAAUCAUGAGAAUACGCGCAAAGGAAACUACCGAUACGACGGAAGUAAUUGUGGUUUUAUUUUGUAACGCAAAGGGCACCACUGGAGGGAGAAAGCGGGAGCGAGAACGACUACAAGCCCGGCAUUUAAAAAAAGAAGAAUUUGCUUAAAAAAAACACGAAUUCGCGAAAUCGAUUCUUGUUUUUUUUUUUUUUGGUUGUCACAAAAGAAUAUUCUACUCUGCUACUCUGCCACUCCUCUUUUUUACAUGCCUUUGUCUUUUCGAAGGAGGAAUCUGCACCUGGGGUGUUUUUUGAAGGCUCCUUCACUGCGAUUCUAUCUGCCUGAUGAAGCACACAGCCGUUUGAAAGCCAUGGCAGACGCAAUGUCCUUACUCAUCUUUG
Molecule: messenger RNA, 1707 nt
Organism: Trichoderma atroviride IMI 206040
Lineage: Eukaryota; Fungi; Ascomycota; Sordariomycetes; Hypocreales; Hypocreaceae
Source: RefSeq, a predicted model, not a curated record